This is a messenger RNA of Aspergillus chevalieri, 2241 nucleotides long. RefSeq names its product putative AP-2 adaptor complex subunit beta. Gene Ontology annotation, molecular function: clathrin binding. The record is from RefSeq and is a predicted model, not a curated record. NCBI's taxonomy places the organism in Eukaryota, Fungi, Ascomycota, Eurotiomycetes, Eurotiales, Aspergillaceae. Gene Ontology annotation, biological process: vesicle-mediated transport; intracellular protein transport. The transcript has 4 exons. Bases 1 to 2241 code for a protein of 746 amino acids. Gene Ontology annotation, cellular component: membrane coat.
AUGAGUUCCAGUGGGGGAGAUGCAAAGUUAUUCGCCAGGGGAAAAGUCGCAGAGCUGCGCCAGGAGCUCAGCAGCGGCGGCAAAAAGGACAAGAACCACUCCGCAAAAAAGAUCGCCCUCAAGAAGAUCGUGGCCAAUAUGACCAUGAGCAAUAACGAUAUGAUCGCCUUGUUCCCGGAUGUCAUUGGGUGUAUGAAUCUGCCGAGCUUGGAGAUCAAGAAGAUGUGCUUUUUGUUCUUGGUUAACUACUCGAGGAUGAAGCCUGAUGUGGCGAUGAAGGCUUUGCCGAUUCUGGUUGAUGACAUGGAAGAUUCUAACCCCCUGGUUCGCGCUCUGGCGCUGCGCACCAUUUCCUAUGUCCAUGUCCGGGAGUUCGUCGAAGCGACUAUUCAACCAGUCAAGCGCCUGAUGAGCGAUAUGGACCCAUACGUUCGCAAAACCGCCGCAUUCUGUGUCGCCAAGCUUUAUGAGCACGAUAGGAAGAUGGUGGAGAGCUCGGAUUUGAUUGAUCGGUUGAAUCGAAUGCUCAAGGACGAGAACCCCACAGUUGUGUCUAGCGUUCUCGCCUCGCUGACAGAUAUCUGGGGGCGAAGUGAAACUAUCUCCUUGACGAUCGACUACACCAGUGCGUCCAAAUUGGUGUCUAUUCUUCCUGAUUGUUCCGAAUGGGGCCAGUCAUACAUCCUCGAAGCCCUCAUGUCGUAUGUUCCGCAAGAUUCGGCUGAGGCACUCCUGCUCGCUGAACGGAUUGCACCACGACUCUCCCACUCAAACUCCGCAGUGGUCCUCACUUCUAUCCGUGUCAUCCUGUACCUCAUCAACUACAUCGCAGACGAAAGACACGUUAACUCGCUGUGCAAGAAGCUGUCGCCGCCCCUGGUUACAUUGCUUUCGAAGCCUCCAGAGGUCCAGUACUUGGCUCUUCGAAACGCUAUCCUAAUCCUGCAGAAGAGGCCCGAAGUCCUCCGGAACGAUAUCCGGGUCUUCUUCUGCAACUACAACGACCCAAUCUACGUCAAAGUGACCAAGCUCGAAUUGAUCUUCAUGUUGACCACCCAGGAGAAUAUUUCCGUGGUGCUGGCAGAGCUGCGAGAGUACGCAACUGAGAUUGACGUGCAUUUUGUACGAAAGGCCGUCCGGGCCAUCGGGAAACUGGCCAUCAAGAUCGAGUCUGCGGCACGGGAAUGUAUCGACACACUGUUGGAGCUGGUCAACGCAAAGAUCCCGUAUAUUGUGCAGGAAGCAACCGUGGUGAUCCGCAACAUUUUCCGCAAGUACCCCAACCAGUACGAGAACAUCAUUGGCAAUGUUAUCCAGAAUAUCGAUGAUUUGGACGAGCCUGAAGCAAAAGCGGCUAUCAUUUGGAUCAUUGGACAGUAUGCGGAUCGAAUUGAGAAUUCAGACGGACUUCUUCAAGACUACCUGGCAACGUUCCAUGACGAAACGGUUGAGGUGCAAUUAGCCCUACUCACCGCAACCGUCAAGUUCUUCAUACAGCGCCCAACCAAAGGCCAAGAGCUCGUCCCUCAAAUCCUGAAAUGGUGCACAGAGGAAACCGACGACCCUGACCUCCGAGACCGAGGCUACAUGUACUGGCGUUUGCUAUCCACCGACCCAGCCGCAGCCCGGAACAUCGUCAUGGGCCAAAAACCACCCAUCAGCGCCGAAAGCGAAAAACUCGACAACCGCACCCUCGAAGAACUUUGUCUCAACAUCGGCACCCUCGCCACCGUCUACCUCAAACCCAUCACGCAAGUUUUCCGCAACGCCCGCAGCCGCCGUCUCCAAUACAGCCCCGCCUUGCAAAAACCCCGCGACCAAAACGGCAACAGCAACCCCAUGCUGCAAUUCAACCCAGCCCCCAUCAACACAACCCCGCUCGCCUCCAACCCAACCGGCACCGCCAACAUCACAACCACAACCGCCUCAACCCACCUAAACACCUUCUUCCCCAACCCCACCGAUCCAUCCGUCAUCGCCCCCUCCCCAAUCACCGGUCUCGGCCCCGACGCAGCAGACAUGAACGCCGCCGUCAGUGCAGCAGAUGUGUACUUCAACGGCGUUGGCAACCAACAAAUGGCAGCCAUGGAUCUAGGCGGACGCAGCGGCGACGAUGGCGACGGCGUCGCAGGUGGCGGCGGCGCAAUGGGGACGCAGUAUGUGGUGAAUCAGAAUCAGCAGUCUGUUUAUCAGCCGCAGUUGGCGGGUGGUGCAGCGACGGGAGAGUUGUUGUUGCUGUAG